Molecule: messenger RNA, 2816 nt
Organism: Nematolebias whitei (Rio pearlfish)
Lineage: Eukaryota; Metazoa; Chordata; Actinopteri; Cyprinodontiformes; Rivulidae
Gene: ago1
Product: argonaute RISC component 1
Exons: 19
Coding region: 10-2586 (858 amino acids)
Molecular function (GO): RNA binding; protein binding
Source: RefSeq, a predicted model, not a curated record
GUGAAUGGGAUGGAGCCGGGACCGUCUGGCGCUGUGCCCUUGGGGGUCUUCCCCCCGCCCCUGCAGCAGGUGUUCCAUGCCCCCCGCCGGCCGGGCAUGGGCACCGUGGGCAAGCCCAUCAAACUACUGGCCAACUAUUUUGAAGUGGAGAUCCCAAAGAUGGACGUCUAUCACUAUGAGGUGGACAUUAAGCCUGACAAGUGCCCACGACGAGUCAACAGAGAGGUGGUGGAGUACAUGGUCCAACAUUUCAAGCCCCAGCUCUUUGGUGACAGGAAGCCGGUGUACGAUGGCAAGAAGAACAUUUAUACGGUGCUAGCACUUCCUAUUGGGAGCGAGAAGGUGGAUUUUGAGGUAACCAUCCCCGGUGAGGGUAAGGAUCGUAUCUUUAAAGUGUCCAUUCGCUGGUUGGCCAAGGUGUCAUGGCGCCUGCUGCAGGAGACGCUGGUCAGCGGGCGGCUGCAGGUCCCCCUCGACUCAGUUCAAGCCCUGGACGUGGCCAUGCGUCACUUAGCCUCUAUGAGGUACACUCCAGUGGGCCGCUCAUUCUUCUCCCCACCUGAAGGAUAUUACCACCCCCUGGGUGGGGGCAGGGAAGUAUGGUUUGGCUUUCAUCAGUCUGUGCGUCCCGCCAUGUGGAAGAUGAUGCUUAACAUAGAUGUGUCUGCCACGGCCUUCUACAAAGCUCAACCUGUAAUUGAGUUCAUGUGUGAAGUUUUGGAUAUUCGCAACAUCGAUGAACAGCCAAAGACUCUCACAGACUCCCAGAGGGUUCGUUUCACUAAAGAGAUUAAAGGCUUAAAGGUGGAGGUGACACACUGUGGACAAAUGAAAAGGAAAUACCGCGUAUGCAAUGUCACCAGACGUCCUGCCAGUCACCAGACGUUUCCUCUCCAGCUUGAGAGCGGGCAGACAGUAGAAUGUACAGUGGCCCAGUACUUCAAGCAGAAGUACAACUUGCAGCUCAAAUACCCCCACCUGCCCUGUCUACAAGUGGGACAGGAACAAAAGCACACCUAUCUACCCCUGGAGGUGUGCAACAUUGUAGCUGGUCAACGAUGCAUCAAGAAACUGACAGAUAACCAGACCUCCACUAUGAUCAAAGCAACGGCUCGUUCUGCACCCGACAGACAAGAGGAGAUCAGCAGGCUGAUGAAAAAUGCCAACUUCAACCUGGACCCCUACAUCCAGGAGUUUGGAAUCAAGGUGAAAGACGAUAUGGCUGAGGUGACGGGCAGAGUGCUGCCAGCGCCGAUUCUGCAGUAUGGAGGACGGAACCGGGCCAUAGCCACCCCCAACCAAGGAGUGUGGGACAUGAGGGGGAAGCAGUUUUACAACGGCAUUGAGAUCAAAGUCUGGGCAAUCGCCUGCUUUGCCCCCCAGAAACAGUGCAGAGAGGAGGUGCUUAAGAACUUCACAGACCAGCUGCGAAAAAUCUCAAAGGAUGCUGGGAUGCCCAUCCAAGGCCAGCCGUGCUUCUGUAAAUACGCCCAGGGAGCGGACAGCGUGGAGCCCAUGUUCAGACACCUGAAGAACACCUACUCUGGACUGCAGCUCAUCAUCGUCAUCCUGCCUGGAAAAACUCCUGUCUAUGCUGAGGUAAAGCGAGUGGGAGACACUCUCCUCGGCAUGGCCACGCAGUGUGUUCAGGUGAAGAACGUGGUAAAGACGUCACCUCAGACCCUCUCCAACCUCUGCCUCAAAAUCAACGUAAAGCUGGGAGGAAUAAACAACAUCCUGGUGCCUCACCAAAGGUCAGCAGUGUUUCAGCAGCCUGUUAUCUUUCUGGGAGCAGAUGUCACACACCCUCCUGCUGGAGAUGGCAAGAAGCCCUCCAUUACUGCUGUGGUAGGCAGUAUGGAUGCCCAUCCCAGCAGAUACUGUGCCACAGUACGCGUCCAGAGACCCAGGCAGGAAAUCAUCGAAGAUUUAUCUUACAUGGUGCGUGAACUGCUAAUUCAGUUCUACAAGUCGACCCGCUUUAAGCCCACCAGGAUUAUUUUCUACAGAGAUGGUGUUCCUGAGGGACAGUUGCCACAGAUUCUCCACUAUGAGCUCCUGGCCAUCAGAGACGCAUGCAUAAAGCUGGAAAAAGAUUAUCAGCCUGGUAUCACUUACAUUGUGGUACAGAAACGCCACCACACACGCCUCUUCUGCGCUGACAAGUCUGAGAGGAUUGGGAAGAGUGGGAACAUACCUGCAGGGACUACGGUGGACACCAGCAUCACUCAUCCAUUUGAGUUCGACUUCUACCUUUGCAGUCAUGCAGGCAUACAGGGUACCAGCCGGCCAUCUCAUUACUACGUCUUGUGGGACGACAAUCGCUUCACAGCUGAUGAGUUGCAGAUUUUAACCUACCAGUUGUGCCACACGUACGUUCGCUGUACCCGCUCAGUUUCGAUCCCUGCACCAGCUUACUACGCUCGUCUCGUGGCCUUCCGAGCCCGCUAUCAUCUGGUAGACAAAGAACAUGACAGUGGAGAGGGUAGCCACGUAUCUGGUCAGAGUAACGGCCGGGACCCCCAGGCGUUGGCGAAAGCUGUUCAGAUCCAUCACGACACUCUGAGGACCAUGUACUUCGCCUGAGCGUCACCAGCCAUCAGCGCCAUCGUUCCCCCCCACCUCAUUUCUACCUGAGUGGGCAGAAAGCCCACUCCCACCUCAUCCCCAUCCCUUAUUCCCAACAAUUGCCCACUACACAUCGUCCACAGACGUGCCAGUUUGUCAUAGAGAUCCAUGAAACACAACACUCCUCUCCUGUCAACACAGCCAGAAUGCAGCUUCAUGCACUCAAAUAGGUUUUUUUUUAUUGUACU